Messenger RNA from Cordyceps militaris CM01, 2691 nucleotides. RefSeq names its product binuclear zinc transcription factor. The transcript is spliced from 8 exons. Gene Ontology annotation, molecular function: zinc ion binding; DNA-binding transcription factor activity, RNA polymerase II-specific; DNA binding. Gene Ontology annotation, biological process: DNA-templated transcription; regulation of DNA-templated transcription. Bases 1 to 2691 code for a protein of 896 amino acids. Gene Ontology annotation, cellular component: nucleus. The record is from RefSeq and is a predicted model, not a curated record. NCBI's taxonomy places the organism in Eukaryota, Fungi, Ascomycota, Sordariomycetes, Hypocreales, Cordycipitaceae.
AUGGGGGGCGGGUGGUACGCCGUGCCAACAACCUGCCCGCUUGUUAAGAAACGAUUCACCAGCGCAUGGUUAGCGAUUUUCUGCUCUGUAGGAAUCGCAUGUCCAGUGGCUUCGCGUCUCGCCCAGCACCUCCACAGGGAGCUCAAGCCCACCCAGUUAAUCGGAGCCUGCCGUAGCCGGUUUGCCUGCCCAUUCCAGACCGCGCGUCGUUCACCAUCGCGACGGACCGAUAUGGCGGGAAAUACUGCUUCCGAUGUGCCCGAGGCCGAUGCGGCCGCAGAUCUGGAGCCUCUCUCGUGUGUGUCUUGUCGUUCCAAGAAGCUCAAGUGCGACCGCAGCAAGCCGUCGUGUGCACGAUGCGUCAAGGCCAAUGGCGAAUGCCUAUAUCCGGAAUCGCGUCGAAAACCAACUUUUAAGCGCAAGAAUGUCAAGGAACUGGAAGCCCGCCUAGCUCAGGUUGAGGGCAUGUUAAAAGACAUCAAUGGAAAGGAGCCUAGCCAGGGCUCUACUGAGGAUCUCGAGCCAUCUGAUGGCGGGUUUGCCAAUUUCAGUCUUGAUCCUACAGAUCGUUUACCAAGCUUGGCGCCAGACGUCGCUGCAAACCCCUUCUUGGAAGCAGGCGCUGGCAGCCACAAUGGAGACCAUCAGAAAGAGUCGCAACUCAUCGGCCUUGGCAUGACCGAGGCGUUGCCUCCUUUUGAGGUCAUGGAAGACCUGCACAAGAUAUUCUUCGCUACGGCCUAUCACAUGGCCCCGGUCGUGCAUUCAGGGAGGUACUUGAGCGCCUUCUACGGCGACCCUUUACGCCGCCCAGCCAUGUGCCUUCAAAACGCAAUCUGGGCACUGGCGUCUCUUGGCCACUCAAAAUACGAUGCCCAUGCCGACAUAUUUUAUCGCCGCGCACGGCAUUACAUCCAUGCAGACGAGAUGAGAGACGAUGGCGAGCAUUUCAUGACUCUGAAUCAUGCACAGACGUGGGUCAUUCUCUCGACAUUCGAGGCCAAAAAGAUGCUCUUCACCCGAGCGUCCAUGAGCUGUUCAAGUUCAGUGCGCAUAUGCCAGAUGAUGGGCCUCGACCGGCUGGACGGUGGCAUCGAUGAUCUGCCUCCUGCUUUGGGGCCUGCGCGGUCUUGGAUUGAGCGGGAGGAGAGGCGGCGCGUUUUCUGGGGCGCUUUUGUGAUUGACUGCCAUGCCUCGAUAUCGACAGGUUGGCCCUACCUCAUCAAUGCAGAAGAUAUCAUGACACGACUUCCUGCCUCUGAACCCGCUUUUGCUUCUGGGGAGGAAGAGCAGACAGCCUAUCUGCACGAAGUGUUUGAAGGCGCUUCGUACGCAGGAUUUGCUGGCACUAUUGUUACCUGCCAAUUGUUCAAGUCGAUACUGCGGCACGUCCACCGACCAAAACCGGACGACAAUCCAGAAGAUAUGGCGCACGGCGGCUUCUGGAAGCGGCAUCGGGAACUCGACAACCAACUGUCCAGCGUCUUCAUGUUCCUGCCGGAACGGUUUCAGCUGCCGGCCAACACCCAAGACCCAGGUGCCAUCCAUGUCAACCUCAAUCUUCACGCCUCCAUCAUCUGCCUGCAUCACGCGGCACUGGAGCUUGCAGAGAGACAUGGGCAUCCCCGGGCCAUCAUCGAUGAGAGCAUACGCCGCUUGAAAACUUCGGCGGAAGAGGUCGUCAACAUUGUCAAAAUGACGGCUCACAGAACAGGCAUAUUUAAGAGCCCAAUGUCGGCCAUUGCCAUGUACUGCGCGACGACCGUCUAUGUCUACAUGGCAAAAGCCGACCCAUCCCAUGACAUGAGCCCGGUUGAUGUGUCCAACCUCGAAGUCAUUAUCCACUCCAUGGAAGCCAUCGGUCGCAGCCACCAAAUCACCAUGUCCCUUUUACAGCAAGCAUGCCACGACAUUGACGCCAACGGCCUCGCGUACAAAAUCCGGUUCCCGGCCCUGGCCAAGUACCGCAUGUCGGGCAUGCGCGGGGUGGCGAGCAUCCCGCUCUUUGUGCGGAGCUCCGUCUCGCGCAACUCUGAAAUCAUGCCCGUCCUCCCCGGACGCCUGCCGCUCGAGAACCCAAAGGGCCAGCGGCUCGACGUCGUGCCGCGCAGCGCCGAGGCAAUGGCAAAGAAGCUCACCGGCGUCGAUUGCUACCAGGCCAUGAUUGGGCCCGCGAGUCGCAACGUGUCCCGCGGCCCGCACCCGCCGACGGUGGUUGACGUGACCGAGACCGCGACGCACGCCAGUAAGCGAAAACGAACGUCGGACAGUCCGUUUCCGCGCGACGGGCACGGCAGCAGCAUCUUGGCGCACCCGGCGCCGGAAGCGAACCCGUGGAAAAGCGGACACAAUGGCUUCGGCAGCAACGUCUUUGCCCUCCCCGAUCGCUCCUCGCCGUCGAAUACGUCGGGAGGCGCGGCCACCAGCAGCAGCAGCCACGAGUCCCCGGCCGGCGGCGGCGGCGGCGUGGGCACGAGCACCGUCUUUGGCUUGGGCAACACGCCGGCGGAGAACCGCAUCGAUCUCCGCGCGUUUCAGGAGCGCAUGGUUAACUCCAUGUGGUCCGGCCAGGACGAAAUAUUCGCGGCGCAAAUGACCAAUUCGCUGAUUGACACGGGCGGGUUCCCUGGUGGCGCCAGCAUGCCCUGGGAUUUUCUCACCGACGAGUUGCCGCCGUGGAAUGGGCCAUGA